This is a messenger RNA of Frankliniella occidentalis (western flower thrips), 6596 nucleotides long. RefSeq names its product NFX1-type zinc finger-containing protein 1. Gene Ontology annotation, molecular function: helicase activity; zinc ion binding. The transcript is spliced from 20 exons. Lineage: Eukaryota; Metazoa; Arthropoda; Insecta; Thysanoptera; Thripidae. Bases 174 to 6341 code for a protein of 2055 amino acids. The record is from RefSeq and is a predicted model, not a curated record. Gene Ontology annotation, cellular component: nucleus; nuclear RNA-directed RNA polymerase complex. Gene Ontology annotation, biological process: regulatory ncRNA-mediated heterochromatin formation.
CUCCAAGCCGCGCCUGCGCAUUGGACCCAUGUCUGGUCUUGGACGGAGUAUUCCCCUUCGUCUGCAGUCGCCGCCUAGGAACGCCUAGGCCUGAAGCCCUUGGACUAGCAAUUUCAUUUCAUAGUGGCCAAGUUUGGAGCUAGUUUCUGAAAAGUCGACCCAGUCAAGGCAGUAUGGAAGGGAGGAGAGGAUCCAGAUUUCAUUCAAGAGGACCCAGGAAGAAAGCAGGCAAUUUCUCAAUGAGGAGUAAUGGGUCGGGUCCUGCACCAAGUGACCCGGACCAGGCUCAUCGUACUGCAAGGAGUCCUAGAAGAGAAAACGGCUCAAGGUGGGACAGAAACGGCAGUUUCCCAAUUAGGGCUAAUUGGUCUGGUCCAGAACCAAGUGACCAGGCUCGUCAUUCUGCAGGGAGUUCUAGAGGAGAAAACAACUCAAGGUGGGAUAAGAACUUGGCACCAAAGAGGGGUGGAGCUCAUGGUAACCGAAUGAUGGGAAAAUCUGAAGAUGCAUCAUCUUCACUCAAACCUUUUCCUUUUGGGUUCCGGAGGUUGGAGGCCCUUUCAGGAUUACCUGGCCUCAAGAUUAUGGAAAUCUUAGCAGUGCAGCAGACAAUGGCUGACUUUGUUGCACUUUCAAAUCAAGCUGAUUUAAAAGAUGAUUUCAUUGCACGCAUUGUUGUUAUUUUAGGGAAACUGGCUCGCAUUGAGUUUGAUGAAAUAGUGGUUCAGUUGCUCUCACAAAUUUCUUCCUCGGGGUUCUUGAAGCAACUUUUAUGUUACAUUGUUGACUUUCAAGAAAAAGAUUUUACUGCUGAGGACAACAGAGAAGCCUUUGUUAUAUUUGAUAGUGUGGCAGCAUUCAGUCAUACUGUGAGCAAACUUUUACCAACUCUUGCAUGUGAAAAGUUUUUACCAAUUUUGAAACAAUGCAACAAUGCCCUAAUGUCUACAACAUUUGAAGGGAUUGAAAAAGUUCAGGAAUCGAUAAAUAUUACCUUAGAAAAAAUUACUGUAGAGAAAGAGAAAAGAAAAGCUCAACCUGUGAAAACUACAAUUGCUGAAGAAGCAUUGCAACUAUCAUCGCCACCACAAGAUUUUAGGGAUCUGAGUACUGUACCCCAAGAACAAGAUCUGUCACAUCGCCAUUCCUCAUUUCUGAGACCUUGCAUAACUCAAGGACCGUACAAGAAUGUUGAACAUUAUUUGGAUGUCCAGUUUAGACUUCUGCGGGAAGAUUUUGUCAGGCCAUUGAGGGAUGGAAUUAGAGAUUACAUUCAGAAGAAACGUGAAGCUGACUCUGGUAAUAAAAAGAGAAUCAGAGUAAACAACAUAAAAAUAUAUGAAAGAAUUGCUUUUGGUAAAGCUGAAAUUAUUGAAGCUAAAGUUGGAUUCCCUGUAAAUUUUGACCCCCAGAAGAAGUUUUGCAUCUCUAUUAACUGGGAACAAUCAAAAAGGUUCAUGCUGGGAUCUUUGCUAAUUUUGACAAAAGAUGGGUUUCAAACCAUUAUUUUAGCUAAGGUAUUGAAAAGGGAUGUUCCAAGUUUGAGCAAUGGCAUUGUAUUGAUUGAAAUAGCUGACCAACUUAAUGACUGCAAUAUUCUCAAUCAUGGUCACUGGAUUAUGGCAGAAAGCAAUUUGUUCUUUGGAGCCUAUUCACAUGUGCUUGAAGCUUUGAAGAGUUAUGAUGAGGUCAGUUUCCCUCUAAAGAAUUAUAUUGUGGAAGCACAUUUUCAGCCAGAAAUGCCCACAUACCUGACUGCCCAUGGUGGUGACAUUUCCUAUAAACUCUCUGGUGCUCCAAUUGAUCGCAAAAUCCAUCAAGACUUGGACUCUGAUUUGAGCCCACUAAACUUAAAUCAGGACGAAGUUGGUUCAUUCUCAGUAAACUUGCACCACAAUGAAAGUUGGCCUGCCUCAAGUGAUCUGGGUCUUGAUGAGAGUCAGUAUGAGGCAUUCAGAGGAGCCCUGACUCAAAAGGUUAUGCUGAUCCAAGGACCUCCUGGUACAGGAAAGACUUUCCUGGGCUUGAAAGUUGCCACAACUCUUUUAAACAAUAGUCAAUACUGGCAGAAGACGAGUUAUGAUGAGCAGCGACGACCACUCGUGGUUGUAUGCUACACAAAUCAUGCCCUUGAUCAAUUUUUAAUGGGAUUAAUGUCAGUAACAAACAGCAUUGUGAGAGUUGGGGGCGGUUCGAAAGUCAAAGAACUAGAAAAAUUUUCAAUCAGAAACAUGAGGCGUUCAGUGCAUCUUACUGGUUCUUUUAUACAUAUGAUAAAGAAUUACAGACAUGCAUUUUCAAACAUAAAAGAAGAAUAUCAGAAACUUGAAAAAGCCAUAUCCGAAAUUGAGAUGGGGAAUGGUAUUGUAGAUCCAGUUUGCCUCUUAAACUAUGGUGUUGUAUCACAUCGUCAAUCUCUAUCAUUUAACAGUGGAGAGGAUGUACUUGAAUGGCUAGUAGGAUUAAAUAUGACUACUCUGUUCAAUGAAACUCAGGCAAAUCUGUCUUCUUUGAUUUUGGAAGAUGAAGAUAACAAUCAAGACCUAUAUUUUUCUCUGAAAUUCUCCAAGUUUGAUCAAAUUAUAAACUCAAAUACUAGGAGUUCAAGUUAUUUGAAAGAAAGAAGAAUAUAUAUGCAACAUCAAUUGAGGAAUCCUAUCACAGACCCCAAACUUCUCAAUUUGGAUGUGGUUAACAAAAGUAGAAGUCUCAAGCAACUUUCCUCAGAAAAUCGAUGGCAGCUUUACAGAUACUGGGUGAAUGAACUACUUAAAGUGCUUAAAACUAAAAUUACUGACAUGCAACCAAAAUUGCUAAGGGCUGCAGCAAAUUGGAAAGAAGCGCAAAUGGUUGAAGAUCAGUAUAUUAUGUCACAUUGCCAAGUUAUUGGUAUGACAACAACAUAUGCAGCGUCUAAACAGUCUAUUUUAAAACAACUUCGCCCCAGAAUUGUUAUUGUCGAAGAGGCUGCGGAAAUCCUAGAGGCCCAUGUUAUUGUGUCUUUAACUGGAUCUGUUGAGCACCUGAUAAUGAUAGGUGACCACUUACAAUUGAGACCAAACCCUGCAGUUUAUGAAUUGGCUACAAAAUACCAUCUAAAUGUCUCUCUCUUUGAAAGACUCAUUAAUAACAGAGUGCAGUGUGUAUCUUUAACAACUCAGCAUCGAAUGCGUCCAGAAAUAGCAAGGCUUGUUUGCCCUGCAAUAUAUCCAUCUUUAAUCAACCAUGAAUCUGUCUUUGAAUAUCCUACAGUUAAAGGAGUUACAAAAAAUUUGGCCUUCAUUGAUCAUAGUCAUCAUCAGGAAGAGGUAGAAGAAAUUCAAUCAUUCCGCAAUGUACAUGAGGCACAUUUUAUUUCUGCACUGGUCAGGUACCUUUGUCUCCAAGGCUACAAUGGUAGCCAAAUCACUGUUUUGGCUACCUACAAAGGACAAAUGUUUUACCUAAAUAAGCUUCGUAAUGAAAAUGCCUACCUCUCAGAUGUAAGAAUAACUGUUGUAGAUAAUUAUCAGGGUGAGGAAAAUGACAUAAUUCUCCUCUCUUUGGUACGAAGCAACGACGAUGGGGAUGUUGGUUUUUUGAAAAUAGAAAACCGAGUGUGUGUUGCACUAUCUCGAGCUAAACAUGGUCUAUUCAUCAUUGGAAACAUGCAAAACUUAUUGAUGAAAGGUCUGAUUUGGCCAAAGGUUCACAAGGAGUUGUCAGAAAUGAAUGGCUUAGUCUCAGGACUUGAACUUCGAUGUGAGGUUCAUUCUACAAUUACUGUUGUUACCGAUGCUAGUGAUUUCAAGAAUGUUCCAGAAGGAGGUUGUCUUCUGCAGUGUAACACUUUAAUGCAGUGUUCACACAUCUGCGCUCAAAUGUGUCACUCAACUGAUAGAAAACAUCUGAAUUUCCAAUGUCUUGAGCCCUGUCCACGUCCAGUCUGUGUGAAGAAUCAUCCGUGCCCUGAUAAGUGCUAUGAGGAAUGCAAACCCUGUCGAGUGCCAACUUUAGUCACUUUACCUUGUGAUCACUCAGUUGAGAUACCAUGCCAUGUGAAUCCUUCUAAUUACAAGUGUAUGGAGGAAUCACUUUUUACAUUAUUAUGUAAUCAUCAGAGAAAGAUUGCCUGUCACCUUAAAAAAACACCUGAACUAAUUGAUUGCUUGGAGCCCUGCAGAGUUCGUUUGAAUUGUGGACAUGUUUGUGAGAGAAGAUGCCAUUUAUUUAAUGAUCCUGAUCAUAAGAAAUACAUUUGUCGAAAGCCUUGUGAGAAAAAAAAUAUUGGGUGUACAGAGAAUCACAUCUGCAUGUUAGCGUGUAAUCAAGAGUGUGAGCAGUGUGUGAUAAUGGUGAAGAAGCUGCUGCCCUGUGGGCAUGAGUGGACAAUGAAGUGCCAUGAAGAGGCAACUCGCCUAUUAUGUGGCAACAAGUGUCCUGAAACUUUGUCUCCAUGUGGUCAUAAGUGUUUGAAGAAGUGCAAGGAUAGCUGUUCCCCUUGCUUAACAAAGGUGGACAAAAUUAUUCCUUUGUGUAAACAUGUUCAAAAGAUGUUAUGUGGAGAUGAUCCAUCCAGUUUUAAAAGUUGCCAAAAAAAGUGUGAGAGAAAGUUGCCCUGUGGCCACAAAUGUACCAAUCGGUGCUCUGAACAAUGUACUAAAGAAUGUAAAGAAUUAGUCAACUACCCAGGGGUAACUGGAUGUGGCCAUGAAAUCCGUGUCCAAUGUUACAGGAAGUAUACUCUUGCCCCAAACAGCAUCGAGCUCUUGCAAUCCUGUCAAGAGCCCUGCAAUGUGCUUUUGGAACCCUGCAAGCACCAAUGCAGAGGCACUUGUGGGACUUGCUGGCAGCGGAACUUUCACCGUGGCUGUAAAGAACCGUGUGGUAGAGUCAAUAUCUGCGGUCACAGCUGUAAAGCCCCAUGUGCAGAAAAGUGUCCUCCCUGUAAUGCACCCUGUACUGUGAAGUGUCAGCACUCAGUUUGCCCACAGAGAUGUGGGCAACCUUGCCCACCGUGCUUGGAAAAGUGUACAAGAAAAUGUUCUCAUGGAAAAUGCAAGAAGCUUUGCAGUCAAAAUUGUGAUGUAAAGGCAUGUGAAGAGCCAUGUCCAAAAAUGUUGAAGAAAUGUGGGCACAAGUGUGUUGGGCUCUGUGGUGACACUUGUGUGUGUGAAGAGUGCAAUCCUGGAAUCAGGGAUAUACUUUUUGGCAGGGAAGAUGAGGAAAAUGCAAGAUUUGUUAUUUUGCCAGACUGCAAUCACAUAUUUGAAUCUUCAGGACUUAAGGAGUGGCUAUUACAGGAUUCAGAAAUUAAGGAAAAAGAAUGCCCAAACUGCAAAAAACCGAUUCGUACAUCCUUACGUUUUAAUCAUAUAAUAAUGAGACAUGCACAUGAUGUCCAAAUGAUAAAGCAAAAGCUUUUUGGAAAAUGGGAUGAUAUUUUGAAAGCUGGUCGCAAAGCUUUGGGCAUGCUACAAAACAACAAUAUGUCUUUUCCUGAUGAUUUGCAGGAUUGUAUGUUUCUCACAAACACAAUUAUCAGGAAAGUUAAGGUACUCCCAACAGAUGUACCACCACACAAGAGACGUAAUCUAUGGUUUGCACCCCCCCUCAGUCUAAAUGAAGUAAAUAGUCUGUGUCAAUAUGCAGAAGUCAUGUCCUCACUUGCCACCCUGGCUAAAAAGGCAUUUUACACUGAUUCAUCAUCCCCAGAAAGACCAAGUACACACAAUACCAAACGCCUGCGAAGUACAUUUUUACAAAACAAAAGCACUGGAUCCUUUAAUGGGCAACAACUGAAAACAGCAAUGCAGUUAGAGGUGAAAGGUUUUAUGAGCCAUUUUUGUGCACUUCUCAAAGGGCAUGAUUUUCUUCGUUUAAGUGAUCAGGAGGCAAAAGAUAUAAAUGUGUUGCUUAAAAGACUUGAUGUGUUGAUUCAAUUAUGUUUGCUUGAAUCAUCGCCAAACUAUCCUCUCUUACAAGCUGAAUCGAAAAACCAAGCCAGUCUUUUGUCGUCAAGGGUCAGAGGCAUUCAGCUGUAUUCUGAUAAAGACUACAGUAGUGAUUGUAAAUUGAUAAAGAAAUUAGCAGAUGAAGUGCGUUGCAAGAUUACAAAAGCUGAAAUUAAAAGUGUAGUUACAGCCAUGGGUUUCAGUACUGGUCACUGGUUUAAAUGCCCAAAUGGCCAUUACUAUGCAAUUGGUGAGUGUGGUGGAGCCAAUCAGGAAAGCAAAUGCAAUGAAUGUGGAGCGAAGAUUGGUGGUACUAGCCAUCAACUGACAGCUGGUAACAGUUUUGCUCCAGAAAUUGAUGGUGCAGCUCAUCCAGCAUGGCCUACUGUUUUAGAGGGCAGACCUUGAAGUUGAAGUUGGGGUUCUGUAUUUCUUCAGGACCAGAGAUAUUAGAUUAUAUUACUGUAUUGACUUACGUAGCUUAGUUUCAUUCAACUUAUGUUAAACAUACAAACUUAGCCUCCAGCUUAUUCUUUCUUUAAGAGAAACAUGAUUAACUAUAUAGAGUUUUCUGAACCUCAACUUCAGAUUUUCACCUGCAUUCAAGCUAUUAUAAUCUAUUGUGGUGUAAUUAAAGAAUGCACUAAAUAAUCCGCCCAAGUA